CUCGGCUUUGCUGGCGCUCUCACGGGUCAGGCACCUGGAGGACGCCUCCAAGCCCGCAGGGCGCCACGCCCGCCGCGCCCCCGGCGCCCGGAUAAGAGGCGCGCGCCAGGCGGCGGGGCGCCAGCUGCGGCCGAACCGUGCGCACCUGCUUUGCGCGCAGCGCACCGGCUACCGCGCGGCCAUGGAGGCACCGCGGGCCAUCGGCACCUUCGUGGUGUGGGACUACCUGGUGUUCGCGGCCAUGCUGCUCAUCUCGGCUGUCAUCGGCAUCUACUACGCCUUCGCGGGGGGUGGCCAGAAGACCUCCAAGGACUUCCUGAUGGGGGGCCGCAGCAUGACAGCUGUGCCCGUGGCGCUGUCCCUCACUGCCAGCUUCAUGUCCGCGGUCACCGUCCUGGGCACCCCCUCCGAGGUCUACCGAUUUGGGGCCAUAUUCACCAUCUUUGCCUUCACCUAUUUCUUGGUGGUGGUCAUCAGCGCCGAGGUCUUCCUCCCGGUCUUCUACAAGCUGGGGAUCACCAGCACCUAUGAGUAUUUGGAACUUCGAUUUAACAAAUUCAUUCGCCUGUGUGGAACUGUGCUCUUCAUCGUCCAAACAAUUCUGUAUACUGGAAUUGUUAUUUAUGCCCCAGCCCUGGCUUUGAAUCAAGUCACCGGGUUCCAUCUUUGGGGUGCAGUGGUGGCAACAGGAGUGGUUUGCACAUUCUACUGUACACUGGGUGGCCUUAAAGCAGUCAUUUGGACGGAUGUGUUUCAAGUUGGGAUCAUGGUCGCUGGGUUUGCAUCCGUGAUUAUACGGGCUUCAAUUGUGCAAGGAGGAAUGAAUGCCAUUCUAAAAGAUUCCUAUGAUGGUGGAAGGCUAAAUUUCUGGAAUUUUGAUCCAAACCCAUUGCAAAGACACACAUUCUGGACAAUUGUUAUAGGAGGAACCUUCACAUGGACCAGCAUCUAUGGCGUCAACCAGUCCCAGGUGCAGAGAUACAUUUCCUGUAAGAGCAGAUUCCAGGCAAAAAUGUCCCUCUACAUCAACCUUGUGGGGCUGUGGGCAAUCCUCGUCUGCUCCGUGUUUUGUGGGCUCUCCCUGUAUUCCAGGUAUCGUGACUGUGAUCCUUGGACAGACAAGAAAGUGUCUGCACCAGACCAGCUCAUGCCUUAUAUGGUCCUGGACAUUCUGCAAGAUUAUCCGGGAAUUCCUGGGCUUUUUGUGGCCUGUGCUUACAGUGGAACACUAAGCACAGUGUCCUCCAGUAUUAAUGCCUUAGCAGCAGUCACUGUGGAAGAUCUGAUCAAACCUCGCUUCAGAUCUCUCUCAGAAAAAUCUCUGUCGUGGAUUUCCCAAGGCACAAGUGUGCUGUAUGGAGCCCUGUGUAUUGGAAUGGCUGCUUUGGCGUCACUGAUGGGAGCGUUGUUACAGGCAGCACUCAGUAUAUUUGGCAUGGUUGGUGGGCCUCUUCUGGGCUUGUUUUCUUUGGGAAUUUUGGUUCCCUUUGCCAACUCAAUUGGAGCACUUGUUGGGCUGAUGGCUGGAUUUGCCAUUUCUCUGUGGGUUGGGAUUGGUGCUCAGCUCUAUCCUCCCCUUCCUGAGAGAACAUUGCCACUAAGCCUUGAAACUUAUGGCUGCAACAGCUCAUACAAUGGGACGAAUUCAUUUGCAACCACAGAAAUGCCAUUUUCUACUAGUGCUUUUCAAAUACAUGACGUUGAAAGGACUCCAUUAAUGGACAACUGGUAUUCUUUAUCAUACCUAUACUUCAGCACAAUUGGAACUUUGGUAACAGUAUUCGUGGGGAUGAUUAUUAGUUUACCAACAGGAGGAAGAAAACAGAACUUAGACUCCAAAUUCCUACUAACCAAAGAGGACUUUCUGUCCAAUUUCAGUAUGUUUAAGAAAAAGGAGCAUGUUUUAAACUACAAAUCUCAUCCAGUGGACGACGGCGGCACUGAUAAUCCUGCCUUCAACCACAUUGAAUUAAACUUCACUGAUCCAAGUGACAAGAUGAAUGGGACUCGUUUGUGA
Elephantulus edwardii (Cape elephant shrew) is the source of this 2017-nucleotide messenger RNA. It is a transcript of the gene SLC5A8, whose product is annotated as solute carrier family 5 (sodium/monocarboxylate cotransporter), member 8. The coding region runs from base 182 to 2017 and encodes 611 amino acids. Gene Ontology annotation, cellular component: membrane. Gene Ontology annotation, biological process: propanoate transmembrane transport; sodium ion transport. The record is from RefSeq and is a predicted model, not a curated record. The transcript has 15 exons. Gene Ontology annotation, molecular function: organic acid:sodium symporter activity. Lineage: Eukaryota; Metazoa; Chordata; Mammalia; Macroscelidea; Macroscelididae.